Molecule: messenger RNA, 3718 nt
Organism: Anopheles bellator
Lineage: Eukaryota; Metazoa; Arthropoda; Insecta; Diptera; Culicidae
Product: sodium/potassium-transporting ATPase subunit beta-2-like
Exons: 7
Coding region: 157-1131 (324 amino acids)
Biological process (GO): intracellular potassium ion homeostasis; sodium ion export across plasma membrane; potassium ion import across plasma membrane
Cellular component (GO): sodium:potassium-exchanging ATPase complex
Molecular function (GO): ATPase activator activity
Source: RefSeq, a predicted model, not a curated record
CAAUAGUACGCCGGAGAUCGAAGACCUGCUUAGGAACUGUUAGCGUUUCGCGGAACGCUCCUUUGUGCAGCUCGUUUGUGAGAGUGUGUUUUGUGGUUAGGUAUCCUUGUCCCCUCUUGUUUCCGGCGUGCAAAGUGUAACGGUUCCAAAGCUACAAUGUCCAAGUCGCGAUCGCCAACCACAACCGUGCCAGCUCCCGAACAUGAAGCAUUCGUCCGCAGCAAACCGGAACCGAUCCCGUUCUCACAGUUCCUGUACAACUCGUCCGAGGGUACCGUGCUCGGGCGAAAUGCAACGUCCUGGGCGAAAAUCGGCACAUUCUACAUAGUUUUCUACAGCGUUCUGGCCGCGCUGGUUGCGGUGUGCAUGUGGGUUUUCUUUCAAACACUGGAUCCUCGCAUUCCCAAGUGGCAAAUGGAUCAGUCACUGAUCGGCACCAAUCCGGGAUUGGGUUUCCGUCCCCUGCCGUCAGAGGACAACGUUGAGAGCACGCUGAUCUGGUACAAGGGCACCGAGGAGAAGAACUACAAGAUGUGGACGGACGCGUUGGAUGAUUUUCUGCAAGACUACCGAACUCCCGGUCAGGUGUCGGGCCGCGGUCAGAACAUCUACAACUGUGACUUCAACCAGCCACCACCAAAGGGUAUGGUUUGCGACGUCGACAUCAAGCAGUAUGGGCCGUGCACGCUGGAGAACCAUUACAACUACCACAAGAGCGCCCCGUGCAUAUUCCUGAAGCUCAACAAGAUCUACGGCUGGGUUCCGGAAUUCUACAACGAUUCGAACGCGCUGCCCUCGAAUAUGCCCACCGACCUGAAGGAGUACAUCAAGGAUAAGGAAGCCAAGGAACGAACCACGAUGAACACCGUGUGGGUUUCGUGCGAAGGCGAGAACGCCGCCGACAUCGAAAACGUCGGACAGAUCCAGUAUUAUCCGCGGCGCGGAUUUCCCGGCUACUACUAUCCGUAUGAAAACUCCGAAGGCUACCUGAGCCCGCUGGUGGCGGUGCACUUCGAACGCCCAGUGCGUGGCAUUAUCAUCAAUGUGGAGUGCAAGGCUUGGGCCAAUAACGUUAAGCACGACCGAUACGAACGGUUGGGUUCGGUCCACUUCGAGCUGAUGAUCGAUUAAAGAAGUUACGAUCACGCCGCGGUUCACGCUGGUUAGUGAUUCGGUUAACUUCCUCGCAGCCCAUCGCCAAAAGCAAGCCAGCAGCAGCAACACCCAGAGCAGCUUCGGAGGAAAAUUAGCCGCCAUCUUUUAGAAUCUCGCACGGAAUGUCAACACAAUCCUCCUUUUCUGACUGCACUAAAACAACAACACAAAAAUGCCCCGUGGCCAUACCCGAGCGAGACAGCAGGGAUUACAAAAACGAGAGAAAAACUACGGCCAACUCCAGAAUCUAGUAAAGCGCACCAACCACGACACCUAAGACAGGGGUAACAAGAUCAGCGCGCGCGGGGGUCCUAAAGAAAGCUCGUAUAGCUACGCGCAGUGGGAAAAGUGGGCAGAAACGAUGAUUAGGGAAGGCGUACUGUUAUUCAUGGCGCUUGUUCGCCACGCUUUAUACGCCUACCAGCUUACGUUGUUACGCAUUGAUAACCCAAUUUUUCAAUCUCCAAUUUCUUCGUGUGAAUUUUCGAUCGUAAGAAUCUCUUCUACUAACAACUUGCUUGCAUGCAAAGCCCUCAGAGAAGGCUUUAUGGCCAUGUAAUUUAGCGCUUGAACGUCAAACUUUUAAAUCCGAUUUCGCUCGCGCACACGGCUCGGUGGACACUGAAAUCUGGCAAAGCAGUUGAUCUCAUAGAUCCUUAAGUGGCAGAUUUCCGAUCCGACUACACCACACCCAACCUGGUCCCUAACUGCGAAGGCAAUAUUAUCUCAAUUCUCAAUGUACGCCUCUGUAAAUAUCAGUCUUCCCCGUUCGAGCGUGUGGUGUGUGGGUUACGCAUAAACGGGACAAAGCAGCAGACUUUUGACAUCGUUUAUAACUCGCAAAAUGAAUGUUUCGCGCAGCUCUUUUCUGCUUCAUACCAGUUACGAGUUUGUGCUACUGCCAGCUAUGCAUCAGGUAGCUAAAAAUAUCCCAAACACACCACUGAAGCUACUUGAAGCUGAUCGCAUUCUCUUACCUUGUGGCGCCAGUUCUCUAUAACUCAUGUGUGUUGUGUUGGCUUUAUGUGAACCGAUUCAUAAUAUCCUUACGCGCAACGAACGCGCGCGGCGCACAGUGGUCGUGCGGUUCAUGUUUGUUUUCGUUUUUGUCUACACUCAACUUCACAUACAAUGUGGCUCCCCCUUUACACCUGUACGAGCAGCAAUAUCCCACCAGUUUAGAUAGUUUGUGGAAAACGUUUUGAACUUUUUGCGAAAUGCUUUUUCUUACCGAUUACAAACUAACCAAUUCAACGUGUCUUCUACGUAGAUCGAGAUGGUAGGAGGGACGCAACGAGGGAACAACUUGUCUGUUAGAUUAGGGAUGUGUCUGAAGUAGUACACGAUUAGCAAACACCAGAGGAGCGAAAACGCCAACUUCUUUUAGAGAGUGACGAAGCACUUGCGCGUUUCGUGCCGCCAAACAAACAGUAGCAAUAGCACAUACAAGCAACCUUUUUCGAUGCCUUUUUCUGAGAGUAGUGUUAUUGUGACUCAAGUGCCAAUCAAUCGCCGGAGAAGAUCAUUGUGUAGUAGCUCCACCACCAAAUAUGUGGCCCAUCACAAACAACCCAAACGAACCUCUCGCAAUCUCUUGUGGACCCGUUGCGGGUCGCAAUCAUUUGGUUAGAAUAAUUCUCUGUUUCUGUUUUCAACCAACUAGCCGUUUUAACGUAGCCAUAGUUUUAACUCUAGAAGCAUCGUGUGUCGUAAGUCGUGUCUCACUCGUUUCGUGCGCGUGUAUGAAUGUAGUUCCGCACCAUAAUCACAACCAAUCGUCAAAAAGCGAAGCUACCCACGAAGCGAAGAGUUCGAAUUUGUUCCCAAACCAAGCGAAACAAGAACACUAAAAUUUCUUUACAAUUCGUCCAAGGAAUCAAAAUUCCGCUCUAAUUUUAUUUUUGUUUAUUGAAAAUAUAUCUGCAUUUUAUUCUCUCAUAAGAAGUGAAAAAACGUAACGACGAGUUUGGUUUGCCAAGAGUUUUCACUUGAUAGCGAAAUCGAAAAUGACAAAAAGACAGUAGCGUGUUAACGUGUCGCGGAACGCGGAGAGAAUUUCACAUCUUUACAAAAGAUAAAGCAAACAUGCUAGUGUCGGCCGUGCUCGGUUUCCGGCCCACACCUACCCGAACCGGAUUCAAACUGCUAUCACAGGAGUGUGACGUUAAACCGAUCGUUUAACAACAAAACAUAAGAGCUGUUACAAUUUGCGAUUUGGCAGUUCAAGAUCCAUGCACGAUCAUUUUCUAGUUUGAUCCGUACGUUUUGCAGAAUACAAAAUCGAACGUUAAAAAGCCGCGAGCCUGCGCGAACUCGACAGGCAGACGGAUGCGUGCCAGGGCUAGGGAGAGAUACCAUCGUUCAGAGCCAACCUUGUGCGACGUUCCGAUAGAUAGUGCUAUAAUUGCAAAUUGUAAGAAGAACCUAUGUAAUUGUAACGCGAACCGAUCCGAAUAAAGAUUAGAAAACCAAACAACUCUCUGGAACCCUGGGACUCUCUUACGAUCCGCCGAUGGGCAUGAUUUUGGUGUAGUGUUAUCAGUGAGUAAAGUCGUUUGCUGUU